Salarias fasciatus (jewelled blenny) is the source of this 1191-nucleotide messenger RNA. It is a transcript of the gene haus4, whose product is annotated as HAUS augmin-like complex, subunit 4. The record is from RefSeq and is a predicted model, not a curated record. Gene Ontology annotation, cellular component: HAUS complex. Bases 69 to 1181 code for a protein of 370 amino acids. The transcript has 9 exons. Gene Ontology annotation, molecular function: microtubule minus-end binding. NCBI's taxonomy places the organism in Eukaryota, Metazoa, Chordata, Actinopteri, Blenniiformes, Blenniidae. Gene Ontology annotation, biological process: centrosome cycle; spindle assembly.
CUGAAAAGUCUUGACAGAGCUGGAUUUUUCCGAUUUUUCUUCUGAGAUUCUACUAAGAGGAGCAGAAAAUGUGCGACAGUCCUGAGACCACGGAUGAAACGGGUCUGCUGGACGGCUGGCGUUUACGUGAAAAGAUUCUCGCCUCCUUCCCUCUGUGUGACCUGAAAGAGGAAGAUCUGACCCAGAACCCUCAGUUCUGUAAGCUGCUGGCCUCCUUAAGACAGCACAUCGAUCAGAAUGGACUCACGAAGCAGCUGACGGCAGAGCUGGUCGAGGCUGAGAAGAAGCUGCAGCACCAGAUGUGUUACUGGCUGCAGUUUGAGAGCCUCCACAGGGGGCUGGAGGAGAUGAUCCAGGAACAUCUGGUCAAGAAGCAACACACUGAUGUGUCCCCCGACCAGAACACGUUCUUGGAGACGAUGGAGAAGUGUCUGCUGGCGGCUCAGUGUGUCAAACGUCUGGAUCCCAGCAGCACCACACACCAGGAUCAGCCUCCUCUGCUGGGCCUGACGCCCGAGGAUGUGAAGAAGGCCCUGCCACCAGAGGAGGUAGUGCGGAGGACGAAGAUCAGCGCAGCCCCACAGCUGGAGAAGCACCUCAAGGGGAAGUGUCUCAGCCUCCUCACAUACUACGAUCCCGAAUUGGAUAAUAAGAACGAGAAUGCGAAGACCAUGAAACUUUCUCAGCUGCCAGGGCAGCUGAAGAAAGACAAGAAGAGAGCGGAGAGUCUGAAGGAGACCUGUGAAGAGAAAAGAGUUGUGUUACUGAGACAAACCCACAUCUACAUUUCUGAGCUGAUGAAGUGCAUCGAGCUGCUGGAGACGUUCAUCCACCACCACAGGAUGAAGGUCCAGGCUGACCUGGAUGAGAAGCAAGUGGACUACCUCAACAACAAAAGCAUGUUACUCCAUCAGAAAUUAAAGUCUGAGGUGAAUGAUCUUCUGCUGCAGACAUACACACCUGACACCUUAGCUGCUCACAAAAAAAUCAGGAAGGAGCUGGAGUCCAAGAUGAAGGCCUGCGAAGAGGAGAAGCAGUCCCUGGAGUCCAAACUGACCUCCUUCCAGGUCCUGGGGGAAGAGUUCCAGGCUUUAGCGCAGGAAUACUCCAGGAUAAAAGAAGAGAUAAAAGUGAAAACCUGGGCUGCUGACGAAUUCCAGCGCCUCAGUGAAAAGUCAUGAGCAAACCCCG